Molecule: messenger RNA, 1067 nt
Organism: Opisthocomus hoazin
Lineage: Eukaryota; Metazoa; Chordata; Aves; Opisthocomiformes; Opisthocomidae
Source: RefSeq, a predicted model, not a curated record
UGUGAUGGGGAGAGAAAUCUCUACAGAGGGGAUUGGACCUAUCCCAUGAGGAGAGAGAUGCAGGAAAUUUUACCUGGGUUAUUUUUAGGCCCGUAUUCUUCAGCUAUGAAAAGCAAGCUACCUAUACUUCAGAAACAUGGAAUAACCCAUGUAAUAUGCAUACGGCAAAACAUUGAAGCAAAUUUUAUUAAACCAAACUUCCAACAGUUAUUUAGGUAUUUAGUCUUGGAUAUUGCUGAUAAUCCAGUUGAGAACAUAAUACGAUUUUUCCCUAUGACUAAAGAAUUUAUUGAUGGAAGUUUACAAAGUGGAGGAAAAGUUCUUGUCCAUGGAAAUGCAGGGAUUUCUAGAAGUGCUGCCUUAGUUAUUGCAUACAUAAUGGAAACAUUUGGGGUGAAGUACAGGGAUGCAUUUACGUACGUUCAAGAAAGACGAUUCUGUAUUAAUCCUAAUGCUGGAUUUGUCCAUCAACUUCAGGAAUAUGAAGCCAUCUAUCUAGCAAAAUUAACCAUCCAGAUGAUGUCACCACUGCAGCUGGAGAGAUCCCUCUCAGUUCCACCUGGCACUACAGGAAGUUUAAAGCGAAUGCAUGAAGAGGACGAAGAACUCGGAACCAUGCAAGUGGCAGCGGCACAGAACGGAUGAUCUCCGGGGACGGCACUGUUUGUAUUGUGAAUUCCUGCCGAGAAAGGUGAAGACGGCUAGGGAAAAAGGAUCAGUAACGCAAAAGGAUGAACGCGCCCAGAGCUUCUUUUCAAUUACACGUUGCUUUCGGAUGUAAAUCUGCCUCUGCAACACACUAAGCAUCAUUUUUAAGAUGUUGGACUUCUUGAAUGAAUAGAUGGCACUGAUUGUUUUACUCCUUUUUUACACUUUACAGUUUUAUUCUAAACCAAGAUUUUUGGACUUGCAAAGAGGUAUUAUUGCAAUAAUGCACUUUUCAUACUUGAAAUUUCUUUAUUUGUAUGAUAUAAAGUUAUUACUUUAAAGAAAAUGCAAGCUGGGGGGAUUUGUUUAUAAAGUUAUUUGUGUAAUUUAUAACAAGAGACUUUAGUAAAGAAAAAGUU